Messenger RNA from Trichomycterus rosablanca, 1614 nucleotides. RefSeq names its product golgin subfamily A member 4-like. The transcript has 3 exons. The record is from RefSeq and is a predicted model, not a curated record. The coding region runs from base 52 to 1380 and encodes 442 amino acids. Lineage: Eukaryota; Metazoa; Chordata; Actinopteri; Siluriformes; Trichomycteridae.
UGCUGCUGCUGCUUCAUUCUGAGUCUGAGCAUCGAAGAGGCAACAUCUAAAAUGUCCUGGUUCAGGAGGCUGUGGUGUUUUAGCGUCCCGGCCGAUGACGACGACGAGCCUCUGAGACCCAGACCUGAGAGGAGGGUAAGAAGGAGGAGAUGGUGGAGAUGGUGGAGACGCAACAGGACAGAGCGACAGGAGAACACCAAUGUGGAGGAACAUCAGAGGAUGGGAAAUGAAGAGAACCCAGAACCAAGCACACAGGUUCUGCCGGACCAAGGGCAGGACCUGGAAAUACAGGCAGUUCUGGAGAAUUACAUCCAGGAACUGGAGGGGCAGGGGAUUCGGAUAAACCGAGCCCAGGUCCUGGAAGAUCAAAUGUUUCUGUUGAACCGAGCCCAGGUCUUGGAGGAUCAGAUGGAUCAAACUGACCAAGCCCAGGUCCUGGAUGAGCAGGUGGAUCAAACUGACCAAGCCCAGGUCCUGGAUGAUCAGGUGGAUCAAACUGACCAAGCCCAGGUCCUGGAUGAGCAGGUGGUUCUGAUGGACCAAGCCCAGGUCCUGGAGGAUCAGGUGGUUCUGAUGGACCAAGCCCAGGUCCUGGAGGAUCUGGUGGAUCAAAUUGACCAAGGGCAGGAUUUAGAGAAGCAGGACCAGGUGGAAAUUGACCCAAUGCAUAAAAUGGAUGAGCUGCUUCUUCAGCUGAGGCAGGUGCACGAACGCAUAGUGCAUCUGGUUCUGAGGAAACAAGCAGAAGAACUGGAGGAGCCGGUGGUUCUGAAGAACCAAGAGAAGGAACAGAAGGAGCAGGUGGUUCUGGAGAAGAACCCAAAGGAGCAGGUGGUUCUGGAAAGCCGAGUGAAGGAACCGAAAGAGCUUGGGGUUUUAAUAGACCAGCUUCAUAGAAUGGAGGAGCAGGUAAGUGUGCUGGACCAAGUGCAGGACCUGAUAGAUGAUGUGAUUCUGAAAAACCAGAAGCAGGAUGUUCUUAUGGACCAACUGCAUAAACUGGAGAAGCACCUGACCCUGGAGGUGGAGAACAGGAAUCUGGAGGAGGUAGCCACACCAGAUAUGACAAGGAAAGUGAACUGGGUGGCUGAGGAAGAGAUAAACCUGGAUGAGGAGGACUCAGAGGAACAGCUGAACCUGGAGGUUGAGAGCAGGAAUCUGGAGGAGGUAGCCACACCAGAUAUGACAAGGAAAGUGAACUGGGUGGCUGUGGAGAACCAAGACGAAGAGAACCCAGAGGAGCAGAUCUCGAUUACAGAAGCAGAUCCACUUCAGGCUGAUGUUCUGGAGAACGUCUUCGGGUCCUCGUCUGAUGAAGUGGUGCAGCAGCAGAACGAUCGAGCACGUUCUGAUUGCUCCCACCUUCAUGAACCAACCUAAAGAGUGUCUGAGACUGAUGGAGACCACGGUGGAGAACACAGGCGUGUCCGUGCCCGCCGAUGCUCCCGUGCCCCCAGUCUCCAUGAUGAAGCUGAAGAGGAUGAGCUCUGCAUGCAUCGUUUCUCCUGAUCAUCUGGAGAACCUGGAGGAGUGGAAUGAAGAACCACCAGACAACCCGACAAGCUCCAGAAACUUUCCAUCAUCUAAAUCAAAAUAAAGUUCUUUAAAAAUAAA